Messenger RNA from Acipenser ruthenus (sterlet), 1896 nucleotides. RefSeq lists its product as uncharacterized. The coding region runs from base 39 to 1271 and encodes 410 amino acids. Lineage: Eukaryota; Metazoa; Chordata; Actinopteri; Acipenseriformes; Acipenseridae. The transcript is spliced from 9 exons. The record is from RefSeq and is a predicted model, not a curated record.
CGUGAUGCUCUGUGUACUCUGUGUGCCGCUCAGGGCUGAUGAAGUAUCCAGGGACACAGCUGCUCCUCCCCGCUGUGGCUGGAGUGGGGUACCCCGACCCAGGGGGCUCAGGCCUGGAGGUGCCCCUCCUGGGGGUGCAGGGAGAUGGGAGCAGGGGGGAGCUGGUCCCUCUCGCAGGAACCAUGGAGGAUCCAGAUGGGAAAGGGCUUGUUCCUAUCAGUAUUGGAGCCAGGGCUGUGGACCCGGUUACUGGGGAAAUUGCUCCAGUCGUGGGGGCUUGCUUUGACCCCUGCAGAAACACUGUGGUGCCCAUAACUCAAACCUACAGCCGCUCUCUGAGUGGAAAAACAAGCUUACAACUGGUGGAUUUGCUGGAAAGGGAAAUGAAGUUAAGAGAUGAAUACUGGAAGGACCAAAGGCAGAAAGAAGAAGAACUCCUAAGAGGCUUGAGCUCUUUACUGCAGGAUUACUGCACCACUAACGCAAGGGGCGGGCUGGAGAAGGCUCGCUGGAAGGAUCACAUCAUUGAACUCAAAAGGCUGUGUGUUGGGCUGCAGGGGUCCUCUCUGGAUGAGACACAGAGAAGGGCAUUGCAAGCAUCGGAUCUGUCCUUCGCAAUGCCGUCACAAGUCAUCUCCAUCGUGACUAAAGUUGACAGGGAGGAAGGGGAGCAGCACCUCCGCUUUGCAGCUGUGUUCAGGGAGAUGCUGGAGAAGGUAAGCCAGGCUUCAGACAAGAUGAAGCAGGAGGAGGACAGACUGAGAGCCCAGGCCCAGCAGAGCAGGAGGCAGCCGGGAGAGCAGGAUGUGAAUCUCAAUUACAGGAAGGUGCACAGACGCUUGCUGAAGGACUCUUGGGAGACCCUGCUGAGGAGACAGGCUGGUGUAGACGUGGCUCUGUGCAGGCUGCUGUACCUGCGGGAGCUGUCCCGCCUGCACGCCGUCACAGGGAAGACCCUGUUAUCUGGAUCAUCGUAUUGGUCUGGCGAUUAUCAAAUGAUCCGCCACCAACCCAGUGAAAAACCCCAGAGAGCUUCAGAAGCAAAGCAGCGGGAGCUGAUCCCCUUACUGGAGCAGCUGCUGCCCUUGCUGGAAGAGAACAGAGCACUCCGCCUCUCCCCUGGGACCCCCCGGCCAGCAUCCGAUCACUCCAGCACACCGUCACACCGUCUCAUUUCAGAGAGGAGUGCUUCGGAAACAUCAUCCAGAGCUUGGACUACCUCUGUCCCAGCAGACAAGGGUCUGGCCGAGGAGAAGCAGGUCUGCCUCUGAGCGCCGAUGAGAUCCAGGAGAAGGUGGAUAGUUUGAAUGAAGAGAUGUCAGAGCUGCUGGGCUGUGAAUACAGGAGGAAGAGGAAGGGGAGUCUCCCUGAAGCCGCAGCAGCAGCCACACACCCCCUCCCCUCCACCCUGCAGAGAAUCCCUGCUGAGACACAUCGAGGAGCAGGAGAGGGAGUGUGGGCUGAGCAGAGGCUGUGAAUACAGUCCAGGCUGCUAGGCUGGGCUGCCCGCCCCCCACCCCUCACCCCACACACCUCCCACACACCCCCUCCCCUCCACCCUGCAGAGAAUCCCUGCUGAGACACAUCGAGGAGCAGGAGAGGGAGUGUGGGCUGAGCAGAGGCUCUGAAUACAGUCCAGGCUGCUAGGCUGGGCUGCCCGCCCCCCACCCCUCACCCCACACCCCACACCCAGUGUAGCUGCCUCUCGUCUCACUGUAAAGAGCACGUUGAAAUGUCAUUGUAUUCGCGUCUUGCUUGUUUGUUACAUUUCUUACACAGUGCAAUGGGGUUUGCAAUCCUUCUCUUUGUGUCUUUUAGUUGGUUGUCUUCCUGUGUGGAUAUUGUAUUAAGUACUGCAGUAAAUCCAGGAGCUAUCGAGAGUCUGGGAGUCGUGCU